Messenger RNA from Paramisgurnus dabryanus, 6223 nucleotides. RefSeq names its product potassium voltage-gated channel, Shal-related subfamily, member 2 (gene kcnd2). Lineage: Eukaryota; Metazoa; Chordata; Actinopteri; Cypriniformes; Cobitidae. Gene Ontology annotation, molecular function: protein binding; A-type (transient outward) potassium channel activity. The record is from RefSeq and is a predicted model, not a curated record. Gene Ontology annotation, biological process: action potential; protein homooligomerization; potassium ion transmembrane transport. Gene Ontology annotation, cellular component: neuronal cell body; postsynaptic membrane; voltage-gated potassium channel complex.
AACUACUGUAUGAAUAAAGAACCUAAGCAUAAAGAAAACGCUUAAGGUUGCUGUGCAAUGCUUACGAUGCAUAGGCUGUGUUGCAUUUAUAUGUGUUAACCGAUGCCGGUGGCACGUGACACGCCUCCAAUGCGCCGUGAGCAGAGAGCAAGUUGGGCUCCACCGCAUACUCGCAGAUCUCGGUCGGAAGCGGACAAAGCAACUUCCACCGAAUCAUUUGUUGCUGCUUCACUUUAACCUCGGGUGCACGUUUUUUUAUUUCACGUUAAAGCGAGACAGUUUUUUUCUGGGUUACAUUUGAAUGAUACAAGAAGGAAAGUAUUGCGUUUCCAACGCACACUUGCCGGUGUGUUCUUGCUUUCAUGCAAAAACGACUGUGGUAGUUUUCUCUGAGAGCGUCAGGGUGACACGAACUGUGGUUACUAGAAAGGCAUGUCCUCGGACAACGGACUUUUAUACUCGAAUCCUCUACCUGACUUGUAAACUUGUUGCUUUUGUUCUGCAGCAGCUACGGAAACGCAUUUGGAUACUUGGGGUGCGCGUUUUUGCGUGUCGGCGAUAAAGCAACUGCACUGAUCUAUAUGUAAAACAACCCUACUCGUGAUUUAUGAGGAGAUGUCCUUUACCUGGGUUGCGGAUCUGUGAGCGCAAAACGGAGCACCGACUCUGCUUCACUUGCACCGGGUCGCGCACAUUUGGGCAGCAUGGCAGCUGGAGUCGCAGCAUGGCUACCAUUCGCGCGCGCCGCGGCCAUAGGAUGGAUGCCCGUGGCGAGCGCCCCGAUGCCCCCUCCACCGCGGGAGAUGAGGAGAGGUCAGGACGGGCUGAUCAUCUUGAACGUAAGCGGCUCUAAGUUUCAAACUUGGAAGAAUACUUUGGAGAGGUACCCGGACACUUUACUAGGAAGCACAGAACGCGACUUCUUUUACCACGAGGAGACCAACGAGUACUUUUUUGACCGCGACCCGGACAUAUUCAGGCACAUCCUCAACUUUUACCGAACCGGUAAACUACACUACCCUCGCCACGAGUGUAUCUCCGCCUAUGACGAGGAGCUGGCCUUCUUUGGCAUAAUUCCCGAGAUAAUAGGGGACUGCUGUUAUGAGGAGUACAAAGAUCGCAGGCGAGAGAACGCCGAGAGAAUUCAGGACGACGAGGAGAACAAUGAAGCUAACGAUUUGGUGCUGCCGUCUUUGUCGUUCCGCGAGACCAUGUGGCGAGCGUUUGAGAACCCUCACACCAGCACCAUGGCGCUGGUGUUUUAUUACGUCACGGGGUUUUUUAUAGCCGUUUCGGUCAUGGCCAACGUGGUGGAGACGGUCCCGUGCGGCUACGCGCCGAACAGGGUCAAGGAGAUGUCAUGUGGGGACCGCUACGCCCUCGCGUUCUUCUGUUUGGAUACGGCCUGCGUUAUGAUCUUCACCGUCGAGUACCUGCUCCGUCUGAUUGCUGCGCCCAGCAGGUACAAGUUUGUCAAGAGCGUGAUGAGUAUCAUUGACGUGGUGGCCAUCAUGCCUUACUACAUCGGCCUGGUCAUGACGGACAACGAGGACGUGAGCGGGGCCUUCGUCACCCUCAGGGUCUUCAGGGUCUUUCGGAUUUUCAAAUUUUCGCGGCACUCGGCGGGACUGCGCAUCCUGGGGUACACGCUCAAGAGCUGCGCGUCUGAACUGGGAUUCCUGCUCUUCUCGCUCACCAUGGCCAUCAUCAUCUUCGCCACCGUCAUGUUUUACGCAGAGAAAGGCUCCUCCGCCAGCAAGUUCACCAGCAUACCGGCGGCUUUCUGGUACACCAUAGUCACCAUGACAACUCUGGGAUAUGGAGACAUGGUUCCUAAGACCAUCAUGGGAAAGAUAUUUGGCUCUAUCUGUUCGCUGAGUGGCGUGCUGGUGAUCGCUCUUCCCGUGCCCGUCAUCGUGUCCAAUUUCAGCCGGAUCUACCACCAGAGUCAACGUGCAGAAAAGCGGCGGGCUCAAAAGGCAUCAAAACAGGCGGGCCAAGCUCUGGUAUGUAAGAUCAACCCCACUUUUGAGACCCAGCAUCACCAUCUUCUGCACUGCUUGGAGAAAACAACGAAUCAUGAGUUUGUAGACGAGCAGACUUAUGAGACAAACUUUAUGGAAGUUACCAUGACGAAGCCACCCAUGUCUUGCUCUUCGUCGAUGUCUUCGUCUCCGCACGCCCUGUCCUCCUGCUGCUCGCGCAGGAACAAGCGCAAGAGCUUCAACGUUCCCAAUUCAAACAUGACAGGAGGCCGCAGAGGAAGCAUACAGGAGCUCAGCACCAUUCAGAUCAGAGAGAGACCGCUGAGCAACAGUCGUUCCAGUCUCAAUGCCAAGUUCGAGGAAACGCUACCCCUUAAUUCCGAAGAGCAGCCCUACAUUACUGCCGCUGUCAUCAGCAUGCCGACUCCGCCUGGGACCACGCCAGAGGGCGGAGACUCCACCAGCUCGACCGACUUCUUGCGAAGCAACAUCGUCAGGGUGUCGGCGCUAUAAACUAACCGCAGUGACCAUUAGCUGUUUAAAAUGGCGAGUGGACACUGGAAUGGGAUCGAUGGAGCCCCCUAGUGUAAUGGAGUAGGCAUUGCGGCAGGACGGGACUUUUUUUAAUCGACUCCUGUCCAUGGCUCUGCUGUACUGUUCCGGGAUGUCAGCUCCGCAUCUAGGCCCAUGCGUCAUGUGACUCACACCCGGCCCGAUAGGCUUUCACUCAACACACAGAGGAAAUGAUAACCAUAAUCACCAUUGUGGUUAUUACAGCUUCUAAUAUUAUAUUUUCAGUAUUGUGUGUCUUCGAAUUUGUUGUCUUAAAUUUAAUAAGGUCUAAGAGCUAUUUGUGAAGAAUAAGGAGCGUACCAGCAAAUUUUACAGUAAUGAUAUCUCGACAGCUUUUAGACACGUCUACACACCGAUACUUUUGAUACUAAUAAGUAAAGCUGGGCUCUACAAGGGGACGAGGUCAAAUACUUUUGUGUGCGUGCGUGUAUGAUGAAGACCAAUCUCUUGCAUGUUUUGCAUUCAUACGUCUUUGUCUUUUUUCCAAUUCGGCAUGAGCAAUAAGGAUUGGCUGUCUGGGAGUGCGUGGAUGUGUGUGUGUGUGUAACUUGUCAAUACUUUGCCUAGUUAUACAGUAUUGAUUUGCAGCUGUCUCGAACUUUGAGCCCCCUGUUAAAUAGCAAGGUUUUUCGUUUUCUCUGUAAAUGGCUUUUGUGAAUCGGCUGCUGCAGAUGAUAAACAGAAAAUCAUGUCGUGUUCACUUCUUGCCCGGUCUGAUGGAAUGUUGAUUUUUCCUUUUCUCGAGUACAAAGCAGAGGUGACGGGAAAGGGAAGCAGCCUUUUGUCUUUCAAAAUCUGGAGGGUUUUUUGUCUCACUUUGACAGCGGACGUAUGCGGACUUGAAUACUAGCCAUUCCGUUUUAUACUCCAAUGUUUGCGAGUUAACUGUGAAAAGAAAAACGGUGUACUUAUUUAUUAUGUUUGUUAAAUUUCUACUGUGCAUGUUGUCGUGAACGCUGAAACACUCCAGAACAUUAGCCCGCCCAGAAUUACAUUUUUUUUAUUAAACAAGUGAAAAUAUAAAAAAGCAAAUAUUCUCCAGAAGAAUGACAUCAAGUUGAGAUAUGGCAACACAUCGACCAGUCAGAUUCGUUUCAGUAGCUAUGUUUCCAUCCAAAUAUCGCAUAAAUCAUUUGCGAAUACAGCACAGUUUCUAUUCAAUCUGAGAGAACGAAACAUAACUUCUCUGUAAUAGGAGAAGUCUUUUCAGUGUAUAAUAAAGUACUUGUGCUUCAGAGCACACACACAUCAUCUUGCUUUCAGAGGCGGAUGACUGCUCUAUAGAAAUGCAAUCUUGUAAUAAAGAUGGUUUUGGAAGAUCAACAUACCGAAACACGACUGACUUGCUAUAACGUUUCAGAAUGAGGAAAACAACAUUCAGAUUGACCCGCUGGUUAGUCCCGUUAUGCCGUCUCAUCACACCCCAAUUACGACUUUUUUUGAUGCGCAUGGAGGAUUUUAUUUAGUAAAUGUUUUUCAUCGCAGUUAACUCUUUUCUCGCCAUUGAAGAAUUAUCUUGUCAAUUAAGAGAAAACGCUUCCCUGCCAAUCACGAGUUUUUACAGAAAUCUAUAUUUCCGCUAUUAUCCACUAGGUGUCGCUUGUACCCAACUUCUAAAACACUGAAGCAUCCACUGAUCCAAAAACAGUAAAAACUCUGUGUAUGUUUUGAUCAUAACUCUGAAUCAGAUCUCUAACAAAAGUCCUUUUCAAAAAUGCAAUUAUUUAAGUUUUUUGCUCAACAUUUGUUAAUUUUCAAAAAACUACCCAUUUUCAAGAGGUGAUAAAAAAGAAAACAAAUGAAGAUGUGAUGAAUCUUUUUUUUCUUUCAUUUUAUAUAUUGUAUGUUUAUAUUUAAAGGAAAACAAUUCUGGAAGGCAUUGAACUUUUGUGAAAAUCAUAAAAAAAAUCUGGCACUGGCUGGCAACUUUUUAAAAAACGCUGGUAGGGAAAGAGUUAAUGCACAUUUCUUCUUGACAGAUAUACACUCACAUAAAUGAUUAUCAUGAACACCUGUUUAAUUUCUUAUUAAUGCAAUGGUGUAUUGGUUUGGGGGAUGUUUUCUUGGCACACUUUAGGCCCCUUAGUGCCAAUUGGGCAUCGUUUAAAUGCCACAGCCUACCUGAGCAUUGUUUCUGACCAUGUCCAUCCCUUUAUGGCCACCAUGUACCCAUCCUUUGAUGGCUACUUCCAGCAGGAUAAUGCACCAUGUCAUAAAGCUCGAAACAUUUAAAAUUGGUUUCUUGAACAUGACAAUGAGUUCACUGUACUAAAAUGGCCCCCACAGUCACCAGAUCUCAACCCAAUAGAGCAUUUUUGGGAUGUGGUGCCCUGAAUGUGCAUCCCACAAAUCUCCAUCAACUGCAAGAUGCUAUCCUAUCAAUAUGGGCCAAUAUUCAAAAGAAUGCUUUCAGCACCUUGUUGAAUCCAUGCCUCAUAGAAUUAAGGCAGUUCUAAAGGCGAAAGGGGGUCAAACACAGUAUAAGUAUGGUGUUCCUAAUAAUCCUUUAGGUGAAUGUAAAUUUUUCAGACUCAAAUAAAAUAAUAAUAUAUGCACAUUUUGUGAAUUUUGGUGUUUCCAUCCAGCAUUUUUUUAUGCAAUAUUGCAAAAUUUGCAUAAAAAUUGGUGAAUGGAAACAGUUAGCAUUUAGAUUAUCCAUGUAAAUAUACUGUAAAAGGUUGAAUUUGGGUGUAAUUAAUAAUGAAAAUUAUGAAUAAACACAAAAUAAUAAUCUUAAAACAAGCUUUAUUUUUAAUAAACAAAAUAUUAUUUUGAUUUCCAACUAUAAUAUAUGUUCUUUACAGAUUCACCCUAAAGCAAAAAUCUUUUCACUCAAAUAAUGAAUUGCUCAUUGUGUAAUGUCAAAAAAAUGUUUUUUAUGAUAUUCUUUAAACUGAUGUCAGAGCAGUUUAAUGUGUUGACGCACACACACGCACACACACAUCAUCGCCCUCUUGCUCAAUGCCUGCACUCAUUCCUGCUUUACCAUGUGACUUAUGCAACAAGAUUCUUUUGUAAAGAUAUGCUUUGUAUAAAAGGGGAUACCGGGGGAUAGAAUCUCAUAAAUGCAUAUUUUUAAAAACUCAAAUGUGUCAAUUAUAUAUUAUAAAUGUAUUUCAGUUGUAAAAUGCUAAAAAAAGAUUAAAGAUAAAAAGAAAGAGAGAGUGUUACUUGUGCACCUGUGCUGUAAAUUUGUUCUUCUGUGUAGUGAAAUUUAUUACAGUUUCUUCUUUUUCCUGAUUUUCACGGACAUUAAAUUGGAUGUCUCACUGUUUACGUUCUCGGUCAGCCGGACCGUAUGUUUAGGUUUGGAGAUUUUCUAGUUCUUGUUUCGAGAAGAGGACCGAUGGAGUGCAUGCGCUCACACACUUCUGCCGUUCUGUCGUCGGCCAGAUGACAACCACACAUGUUUCUCCUUUACUUUUUUGGCUUUAGGACCAACAAGGGACUUUUUAAAAGACAAUCCAUGUUUGUGACAUGACUAAACGACUACAGGAUGAAGACGGUCCUUUGGAGUUUGUUACAACUUGUGUUAUGGACAUAAAAAUAUAUGAAUUAUUGAAAAACAAUGAAAAAAUACAAAGCAGUUGUUUAGUCCGGUGCAGUGUAUAUGAAUAAAUAGAAAUAAUUCAUUGUCCUAUUAAAAUACAAGACUUGCAUUGUGA